AAGGAAAGAAGUGAUACAGCACAGAAAGUCAAAAACUGGUUUGAUGUCCCAAGUCGCAUGUUCUUAGAUGUUUCAACAUCGACAAGAGCGGUCGGCAAAGCAAGGACGAAAAAUAUUUGAGAGACAUCGGAAAAAAGUCAUAGUGUACUACCGAAAAACGGUGAUCAGAUUAGGCUGCGGUAGAGUGAAUGAAACCUGGAUUCCAAAAGUUGUUAAGUGCUCGUUUCUAUUCGUCAAACAAAAUGCGCAUUUUCUGGGAGUGUCUCUGUGGGGGUUAGCUUCAUGCAUUUUGAGUACUUACUUAGUUUUGAGAUUGAGAGAUAAGUGUGUGGUGGAUGGCGAAUUCAGAAAUAUUUGUUUUUCUGACAUCACCUUUCGGUAUCGCUCCCAAAAAUACUAGUUGAAAUGAAGCUACAAUAGUAAAGCAGAACUAUUUAUCCGGAUAGCACGACUACGGUCUCCUUAAUCUCAUCUAGAGCAACGAAAAAUAAGAAAAUGCCAUCCCUUUCGGCAAACGAUCCGAGGUUGGAGCUUUAUAGGCCUUCCGGCGCCAGCACCACAACAGAAAAUGGCGGAGCUCUUAUGAAGACAGUUUAUCUCGUCAGUUAACACUAAGUUGUAGUUGAGACAUGCAUCUUCAAUAGACCACGACUUUCUUGAUAGACCUACAACCAGUUGUUACGAAAACUAAUUCGAAUUUUAUUUUCAGGUAGUUCUUUCAGCUCCACGUAGAUUCAAAAAGCCGAGAAAUAUACCUACAAAACUGGUUGAAUUAUCUCCUAGUCCUUCUCCCCAUCCCCUCGUCCUUCUUCAUUCCUCCCGCUGGCUUCGACACUCUGACCGAAAAGCCGUCUAUGAAGAGCUCCCGGAGUGGCAGCAUCAUCUCAAACGGCUUCAAAAGUCGGAUCGUGGAGAAAAUUCGAGAAUUUCAGGUGGAGCGACGUGGCGAGCGAUUUUAUCGCAUUCUACACCACGACUUGUUAAGGCUUCCCCAAAUUCAUCUUAAGAAGCAUCUUUCAAACGGUUUCAGGGGGAAAGAAAAGAGGUCAAAGAAAGAUGCGCUUCAAGAUGAAUAGAGGGCACCUCUAAUCUUGUCCGUCUACCUCACCUACUCAACGUGCGUGUGCGCAAUCUUUCACCUCUUCUUCACUCUCAAUAGGGAGGUACUUUAUCUUUACAACUUUUAGGUACUUAUAACUCCUUACUGGUGCUAGCGUUGGUUGUUCGAUUUAUGGGGUUCGAAAACUCAAAAUAACCGAGUUACUGACUGAAAUAAGGGAGGUAGCUUAACGUCAGGGCUACCUUUCCCUCUCAUCAGUAUCUCGGUUAUUCUGAUCAGUUACUCGCUUAUUUCAGUUUUUCGAGUACUUAAUUCCUUACUGGUGCUAGCGUUGGUUGUUCGAUUCAGUACCAUGAUCUUCUGAACCUUACUGCUAGCGUUGGUUGUUCGAUUCAGUACCAUGGUCUUCUGAAGAUUCAGGUCUUCUAUACAAUGGUUGAGCAAGAAAGAUUCUGAAGAUCUGCUCACCAAGUACUAAAAUAACUUCCGCCCAAACCACUGUUCAGGCCUCGCCCAAGGGUGGAACCGGUCCGCAGAAAUUUGUUGAUGCGUGCCUCCGUCUCGGCUUUAGUAUGUGGCUUUGCUUCAUUUUCUACCGCAAGCCGGCACAACUGUGGCAUGUUAAAGCACUAACUUGAUGUCUUUUUACCUUCAUUCUUGAUAUUCUACCAGCCUGCCAAUUCCAAGGCCCCCCAGGUUACUUACUCAAUUUUUCGAUUCAAUCAUGACAAACUAAAAUUACCACUUUAUCAACAGCAACUAGAACUACUGCUUCUUCUAAUUCCUGUCCCUUUUACUUCUGGAUGGCAUUACACCUCUUCUCGACAACUUCGGAGACUGCUUUUGCAACACUGUCCAUCCUUCUCGGAACGCUACUGGUCAUCAAUUCCCUACUUCUAGUGGCUCGGGAAUUGCGAUUCUAUGCUGAGAGUCCGGAACUAUAUCGCGCAUUUUCGACGCAUGCGACAAUGGUACUUAUUCACGUUGUUUAGUGCAGCGUUUUCGACGCACCAUGAUCAUGCGAGUACCAGGUACUAGUUUGUUUCACAGCUGUUAGUGUUACAGUUACUGUAGGUAUUACAGUUACAGUUAGGGUACUAAUUAAAUUUGUUUCACACCAGCUCCAGCUGUUACAGUUACGGCAGUUAGGUCAACAUUGUGAUUCUGUUUCUGUCAAUACGGAGGUGAAGAUGUUGAAUGGAAGAAUUACAUUCAGGUCGACGAGCGUGGACGCAUUUUAUUCUACCGUCGAAUCCAAGGAGCUUUGCAGGAAGCUGGCGCCAGCCCUCAGCUGUCCACGUCUGAAUUGAACAUGCUUCUCUUAUGUUGUUGAUGUUGGGACCAUCUUAUUGUAAUUGUUUUUUCUGAUUGCGAAAGACGUUGAGGUCGUUCUAAGAACGACCUCAACGUCUAAGGUAGCGAGAGCGUCAAGAAUCUUGACGCUCUCGCUCAACAAGUGACUCGAUCAUAAAUUUCAAUAAACACGGAGUUGUAUCAAAAAAAGCUAUGUAUACAAAGUGCCAAAACUCCCUUGUUGUUGUUCUUAGCGUUACUCUACGUGUAGAGACCGUCUCCUUCUAAUCCCAGACGGUCUUGACUUUUUCGAAAAGGGGAUCGAGGAUCCAUCGACGAUUGUGGAGGAGUUAUACAUCAACUGGGAUCAGUUUGCGCUGUUGUACGAAGCUUAUAACAAGAUGGUAGACAGUGGCAAAUUUGCGCACUUGAAGGCCGGCGCGGGAAGUAAGAGUUAUGUUGAAAAAGUAUAUGUCAUUUUAUUAGAUGGGUAUUCUAGUAUAUGUCAUUUUAUUUAUUCUAGUAUAAGAGUUGUCAUUUUAGAAUUAGAUGGGUAUGAGCGUGAGCCUUUGGGCAAGGGUAGCGGUUGUAGGACUAGUACUUUUGUAUUUGAUGUUGAUAAUGUAGUUGAUGUGCUGGAAUGAUGGUAGUAGAUACGUUCGACCUCUAACGCAUCAUCCACAACCUUGGUGGUAUGUCAACGACAUCGACGGCGCCACCAAGCAACAUUGGUGGAACGGUAGGCAGUGGAGCAAGUCCCACGGCAAAUAUUAUGCGAUGAUCGUGAUGAACUUCACUCACUUCUGGGUCUGAUUAUCGAGAUUUGAUUAGAAUGUUAGGGGAAAAAAUUGCAUUGAUCCUUAGACUUCCACGUCCAUGACUAAUUUCAGAACGACCGUUGGUGGUCCAGGUGGCAACAACAUGAGCUACCACGAUGAGGACGUCCCGGAUGAGGGGGCUCGUGGGACCGACGUCGACCUCGAAGAAAUCGCUAUCCACGAACACGAGGAACCAGAUGCGGAAGUGCUGCGAUAAGAGAAUUAUCAGGGGAUUGAGGACGAGGAGAAUGGUACGUUAUAGGUUGAAGAUGGUCGCAUCUGUAAGGCAUCCUUAAAUCCAAGUAGGAAAUCAUGAUCUCGCAAAUAAUUAGAAGCAUGCUGUUGAUUACGCUAUGGCCGCUAUGUCCUAUUUGCAAUCAAUUAACUGAGCUUGUGCUGGAACUAGUUUUCAACAAUGAAUUGUCAAGAUAAAUUUGUAGUCGGAAGAGAAAAUAGUCAUUUUUCACUAAUGACGCAGAACAAAUAAACGCUAUUUUUGUUGUGUGAUGUAAAGAACGCAGUUUUUCGUAGCUAAAUAAGUAGAAGAUGAAAACAAAAUUUGUACUAUUCGUGUCCUUAAAUAAUACAAGUCUCUGGCCCUGUCGCUAGGCCUUUGAAGCCAGCCAAUAUUAUUUAAUUGUCAAAUUUUUCGAUUGUUGAGGUUAUAAGCCACGAACAAGAGCUGGGAUCUUCAGGUCAAAAUUGUUUAACUUUCAAAUGUGAGCAUUUACGAACUUUGUUUUCUGUCUUUUUAUCAAUUAGAUGAGCAACACUUUCGCAUUCGCACGAUGUUGUAUGGCCACUAAAGGGUUACGAUGACGUAUGGGUAAGGGUAUACUAGAAAAGGACUAGUAAUUCUAAAUCAAAACAAGCGCCGAUGAUAAAUAGCAACUGUUGUAAAUGUAAUAUUGAACAAGAGAACUUUUUUGUUAGCACCACCCCACGACCAAAAAAAACGACCUGUAGUAUGAUGAUGAUCAGGACAAGAACAAGAAACAAGGAUCAGGGAACAGAUUAUAUAGUUGUCGUGGUCGACGUCGAGCCACUAAAUCAGAAACUACGUUGUACAAUCUUCUGAUGAAAAGCAACUAUUUUUUUAUCCAGAUCCACAAAAUCUGGUCCUUCAGUAUCGGUUUUCUCCUGUAGGUGAACGAUUUUCUCGCGAGGAAAUAUAGAUCUCAAUUCGCGCUCGCGCAUUCAUGUUUCCAGAUCUGUCUCCGAGUCUGUAGUUUUGUCGACUGCAGUGGUCUAUCAUCCAGAUGAUCCGGAUCUAAGUUCAGAUCCACGAAGUCCACGGAACUAGUUCUUGUCUGGGUGUCUUCAUCGCUUUUAAAUAGAGCUUAGACUUUGGCAGGGCGGCCUAGAGACGUGG
Molecule: messenger RNA, 4543 nt
Organism: Amoebophrya sp. A25
Lineage: Eukaryota; Dinophyceae; Syndiniales; Amoebophryaceae
Source: the annotation of a GenBank genome assembly